Messenger RNA from Penicillium nucicola, 2067 nucleotides. RefSeq lists its product as uncharacterized. Gene Ontology annotation, cellular component: peroxisome. The coding region runs from base 1 to 2067 and encodes 688 amino acids. Gene Ontology annotation, biological process: lipid homeostasis; fatty acid beta-oxidation using acyl-CoA oxidase. The record is from RefSeq and is a predicted model, not a curated record. NCBI's taxonomy places the organism in Eukaryota, Fungi, Ascomycota, Eurotiomycetes, Eurotiales, Aspergillaceae. Gene Ontology annotation, molecular function: FAD binding; fatty acid binding; acyl-CoA oxidase activity. The transcript is spliced from 6 exons.
AUGCCGGAUUUUACAGACAAACUUCGUCCGAGCCAGCCAGAUGGACCUUCUACACUCGCAAAAGAGCGAGAACAAUCAAAUAUCUCAACGGAAGAGCUCGGAAAACACCUUCUAUCCUCAGAUGGCUUCCUAGAGCGACAAGCUCAAAUCCUGCCAAUCCUCCAGAAAGAGCCACUUCUCUCCAAAUCAAAACAACAAAACCUUUCUCGACCGGAACGGUUUAAACUAGGACUUGCACGCGCAAAGCUCCUUCGACGCCUAAGCGACAAGCACAAAUGGAGCCAUGACGACUACAAAAUGGCAGAAUACCUAGUAGACGACGUCUCCCCCUACUUCCUCCACAUGGAGAUGUUCAUCACCACAAUCCGAGAACAGGCCAGCGAAGAACAACGAGUCUACUGGCUCCCUCUAAUCGAGUCCUGGAAGAUCAUAGGUGCAUAUGCACAGACUGAACUUGGACAUGGCAGCAAUGUCCGUGGUAUAGAGCUUGAAGCAAAGUGGGACCCUCACACUAAAGAAUUCGUGCUACACAGCCCGUCUCUGACAGCUAGUAAAUGGUGGAAUGGCAGUCUAGGCCGGAUUGCCAACCAUGCCAUUGUCGUGGCUCAAUUAGUAUUGCCAGAGCCCGGCUCGAAUCGAUUUGUCUCGCAUGGCCCGCAUCCGUUCAUUGUGCAGGUCAGGGAUAUGAAGACGCAUUUGCCAUUGGAGGGUAUUGUUGUCGGUGAUAUAGGGCCGAAGUAUGGAUAUAUCACCAUGGACAAUGCAUAUAUGCUAUUUGAUCGAUUCCGAAUCCCUCAUUCAGCCCUUCUUUCGCGCUAUUCAAGCGUGAAUCCAGAUACAGGGCUAUACACAAAACCCGCCCAGCCAGCUCUAGUCUACGGCUCGCUCACCUACGUCCGGGCGAAUAUCGUGCAACACGCACGCCUCGUGCUUGCAAGAGCAGUCACAGUCGCAAUCAGAUACACAACCGUGCGCCGACAGUUCCAAGAUCGAGACGGGGACAAGCGCGGACCAGAGUUGUCAGUGUUGGAUUAUCCAACCGUUCAAAUCCGCAUCCUGCCCCUCCUGGCGACGACGUUCGCGUUGCAUUACACUGGUCUUGCUAUGCGGACUAUAUACCAGAGUGCACGAGAUGAUAUUGAAAAGGGGGAUUUCGACUCGUUGGCCUAUAUGCAUAGUAUGUCUUCUGGAUUGAAGAGUCUCUGUACCAUGCUUGCGGCGGAUGGGAUUGAGACUUGUCGACGGGCGAUGGGGGGUCAUGGAUUUGGGGGUGGAAGUGGGUUGAUUCAGCUCAAUAAUGAUUACUUGUCCAAGCCGACUGUUGAGGGGGAUAAUUGGAUGAUCACGCAGCAGGUUGCGGGUUAUUUGAUUAAGAAGAUGGGUGCUGCUGUUGAGGGCGAGGGGAGGGGGGAACAGGGUGAUGAGAUGGAUGCUCGGUUUAGGGUAUUUGUUCGGGAGAAGCGUGCUGGACGGUUAUCGACAAGGUUUGAUGUCUUGAACAGUGAUCGGGAUAUCGUGAAGAGUUUUGACACGAGAGCUACUGCGUUGACAUACGACGCAUAUGAAGAGCGGGUUAUCAAAAAGAAGAACUGGAACAGUCUUCUCAUUCAGCUUCACAAACUAAGCCGGGCACAAUCACAAUCGAUCAUGGUAACGACAUUCUUCGAAGCUCUUUCAACGAACAAGACCCUCUCAGCCCCGAUAAAACCCGUGUUGUGGGAUCUAUAUCGCCUUUUCGCAUUGAAUACAAUGGAGAACGAGGGCUACGAAUUCUUUCGAUGCAAUGCCGUCGCACAGUCAGCUCUGAAUGCUCUGCCUGCUCGGGUUCAAGAUCUGAUGAGUCGGAUCAGACCACAUGCAGUGAAACUGGUUGAUUCCUGGAUGCUUCCUGAUUAUUUACUGGACAGUGCACUGGGUCGGUAUGAUGGCCGUGUCUACGAGGACUUGUUUAACCGGGCGCAUCGGUUAAAUCCUCUUAACCGAAUAACAUUUAAUCCUAAUUAUUGGGAAGAUGAGAUUGUGAAAGGCAGUGGCGUUGAUGGGUCGGAUAUUUUGUCGAAGCUUUGA